Messenger RNA from Clupea harengus (Atlantic herring), 2526 nucleotides. It is a transcript of the gene sdha, whose product is annotated as succinate dehydrogenase complex, subunit A, flavoprotein (Fp). Gene Ontology annotation, biological process: tricarboxylic acid cycle; mitochondrial electron transport, succinate to ubiquinone. The record is from RefSeq and is a predicted model, not a curated record. Gene Ontology annotation, molecular function: electron transfer activity; succinate dehydrogenase (quinone) activity; flavin adenine dinucleotide binding. NCBI's taxonomy places the organism in Eukaryota, Metazoa, Chordata, Actinopteri, Clupeiformes, Clupeidae. Gene Ontology annotation, cellular component: respiratory chain complex II (succinate dehydrogenase).
CGUAGAUGAACGUGGUAACGUCACCAGAGUGUUUUUCGACACAACCAUCAUGGCUUCCGUGUGUACUGCCUCCCGUGUCCUCGGGAAAAGGGUGUUAUCAACGAAAGCUCUUCCAGCAGUAUCUCAGGCCAACUCCAGAAAGUUCCACUUCAACAUAAAUGGGAAAAGGGACACUGCUAAAGUUUCCUCUGGGAUCUCCACACAGUACCCAGUGGUGGAUCAUGAAUUUGAUGCAGUGGUGGUGGGAGCUGGGGGCGCUGGCUUGCGCGCUGCCUUUGGAUUGUCAGAGGCUGGCUUCAACACAGCUUGCGUCACAAAGCUCUUCCCUACCAGGUCUCACACUGUUGCUGCACAGGGAGGAAUCAACGCUGCACUUGGGAACAUGGAGGGCGAUGAUUGGAGAUGGCACUUUUAUGACACCGUGAAGGGAUCUGAUUGGCUCGGGGACCAGGAUGCCAUCCACUACAUGACUGAGCAGGCCCCAGCCGCUGUGGUUGAGCUGGAGAACUUCGGAAUGCCCUUCAGCCGCACGGACGACGGCAAGAUUUACCAGCGUGCUUUUGGUGGUCAGAGUCUGAAGUUUGGCAAAGGAGGUCAGGCCCACAGAUGCUGCUGUGUGGCUGACAGAACAGGUCACUCCCUCCUGCACACUCUUUAUGGACGGUCUCUGAGGUAUGACACCAGCUACUUUGUGGAAUACUUUGCCCUGGACCUGCUGAUGGAGGACGGGGAGUGCAGAGGGGUGAUCGCCCUGUGCAUGGAGGACGGCUCCAUCCACCGCUUCAGAUCCAAGAACACAGUCAUCGCCACUGGUGGUUAUGGUCGUGCAUACUUCAGCUGCACCUCAGCCCACACCAGCACCGGAGACGGAAACGCCAUGGUGACACGUGCCGGGCUUCCCUGCCAGGAUCUGGAGUUUGUGCAGUUCCACCCCACAGGUAUCUAUGGAGCCGGUUGCUUGAUCACAGAGGGUUGCCGUGGAGAAGGUGGAAUCCUCAUCAACAGCGAGGGCGAACGUUUCAUGGAGCGCUAUGCACCCAAUGCCAAAGACCUGGCAUCCCGAGAUGUAGUGUCCCGCUCCAUGACCAUUGAGAUCCGCGAGGGAAGGGGUGUGGGUCCAGAGAAGGACCACGUCCACCUGCAGCUGCACCACCUGCCCCCUCAGCAGCUGGCCACCCGUCUGCCCGGCAUCUCCGAGACGGCCAUGAUCUUCGCUGGCGUGGACGUCACCAAAGACCCCAUCCCCGUGCUGCCCACUGUGCACUACAACAUGGGUGGCAUCCCAACCAACUACAAGGGACAGGCUAUCAUCUACAAAGAUGGCCAGGACCAGGUUGUGCCCGGGCUGUACGCUUGCGGCGAGGCUGGGUGUGCAUCUGUCCACGGUGCCAACCGACUGGGCGCCAACUCCCUACUGGACCUGGUGGUGUUUGGUCGCGCCUGCGCCCUCACUAUCGCCGAUGUCUGCACACCAGGUGAGAAGCUGCCCCCACUGAAGGCCGAUGCUGGCGAGGAGUCCGUGGCCAACCUGGACAAAAUCCGCUUUGCCAACGGAGACAUCAGGACCUCCGAGAUCAGGAUGAAUAUGCAGAAGACCAUGCAGGCCCAUGCUGCUGUCUUCCGUACUGGUGAUGUGCUCAAGGAGGGGUGUGAGAAAAUGGACGGCAUCUACCAAACCCUUAAGGACAUCAAGACCUUUGACAGAGGCAUUGUGUGGAACACAGAUCUGGUGGAGACUCUGGAGCUGCAGAACCUGAUGCUGAACGCCGUGCAGACCAUCACCAGCGCCGAGGCCCGCAAGGAGAGCCGAGGCGCCCACGCCAGAGAGGACUUCAAGGACCGUGUGGAUGAGUACGACUACGCCAGGCCCCUUCAGGGACAGGAAAAGAUACCCUAUGACGACCACUGGAGGAAACACACACUAUCCUUUGUGGACCCAGAGACAGGAAAGGUCACCUUGAAGUACAGGCCUGUAAUUGAUGACACAUUGAAUAUGGAGGACUGUGCGGCCAUCCCUCCUGCCAUCCGGUCAUAUUAACCACACAUAUAUACACCCCUCUGUGACCAUCUCAGACUUGUCUUUAUUUAUGGCAAGAAUACUCCGGCAGUUACCCCAGACUCGCUUCUGAAAGGCCCUUUUGCAGUUCAUUCAGUACGCAGUACAUACAAAGGACCUAAAUGGAUGUAAACCGAUCAUAAACACCUGGGUUGUUUUGUGUUUAUUAAUAUAUAUGGAAUUAUACUCUACAGAAUUGCAGGAAAGAGUGAUUUAUCAUCCGUCACUUUUGCUUAUGUUCUUUGAAGCAAAUAAAUAAAAUAUUUAAUAUUUAAAUAUUGACUGAUUCUUUAGAUAAAUGUUUGAAGAGGCAACAAUACUCUGUUAUUUAGUGAGGAUCUUCUCUCAAAUGCCAAACUGAUUGUCCCAUUCUCUUGACUCUUGUGGCCUUCCGUUCAGGACAAACACACUCGCAUGCAUGUCAAAUGUUUUGUAGGCUUUAUUGAAUAAAGAUACUCUGUUGUCCUCGA